Messenger RNA from Trichechus manatus latirostris (Florida manatee), 4181 nucleotides. RefSeq names its product zinc finger protein 8 (gene ZNF8). Gene Ontology annotation, biological process: regulation of DNA-templated transcription. Bases 93 to 1808 code for a protein of 571 amino acids. The record is from RefSeq and is a predicted model, not a curated record. Lineage: Eukaryota; Metazoa; Chordata; Mammalia; Sirenia; Trichechidae. The transcript has 5 exons.
GGGCAGUAGGCGAGUUGGGUGGGCCUGGUGGCGGAGGCGGCUCUCGGGUUUGGGGUCGCUUCGGGCGCCUGUCCCAGGCUCUUCUGUCCAGGAUGGACCCCGAGGAGGAGGCAGCAGCUGUGACGAUGGCCGUGGGACCGCCAGCGGCCCGGCUUCAGGAGCCAGUGACCUUUCGGGAUGUGGCCGUGGACUUCACCCGGGAGGAGUGGGGGCAGCUGGACCCUGCCCAGAGGACCCUGUACCGUGACGUGAUGCUGGAGACUUUCGGGCACUUAGUUGACGUGGGGCCUGAGCUUCCCAAACCUGAUGUCAUCUCCCAGUUGGAGCAGGGGGCUGAGCUGUGGGUGGCGGAGAGAGGACUUGCCCAAGGCUGCUGUCCAGGCUGGGAGACUAGAGCUGAAGGCCAAGCAUCAUCCAAGGGGCAGGGUCUUCCUGAAGAGAAGCCACCCUGUGUCAUGGAAAGGGAAGGAUUCCCAAGGGGUGCUCUUUGGCCUGCCACAUUAGGGGAGAAGUGGGCCUGUGAGGGCCAGUCAGAGGGGCUCAAGAAGGACCAGGAUGAUCUGAAGCAACUGGAAUUUGGCCUUAAAGAAGCUCCAACUCAAGAUAGAGGCAGUGAAAGUCUCAGACUUGGGCAAAACUGUAUCCUGAGUUCAGGCCUAAAUCCAUUACAGGAGAUUCCUCGGGGAAAGCAUUUCUCUAAUUAUGACUCACAGGUUAAAAGCUUGGAGCAUAACUCAAGCUUAAUUAAUCAACAGACAGGCUCUUCUGGAAAACAGCCCUUUGGAAACAGUGACUGCAGCAAGUCUUUCAGUCAGGGUGUUGAAGUUAUGCAACUUGGAAAAAUUCAGAUACAGGAUAAACCCUACAAAUGUACUGACUGUGGUAAAUCUUUUAACCAUAACGCGCACCUCACGGUACAUAAGAGGAUCCAUACAGGAGAGAGACCUUAUAUGUGCAAGGAGUGUGGGAAAGCCUUCAGCCAGAACUCAUCCCUUGUCCAACAUGAGCGAAUCCACACAGGAGACAAGCCCUAUAAAUGUGCCGAGUGUGGGAAAUCUUUCUGCCACAGUACACACCUCACCGUGCAUCGGAGAAUUCACACUGGAGAGAAGCCCUAUGAGUGCCAGUACUGUGGGAGAGCCUUCAACCAGAAUUCAUCCCUUGGCCGGCACAAGAGAACACACACUGGGGAGAAGCCCUACACUUGCAGUGUGUGUGGGAAAUCCUUUUCGCGGACCACGUGCCUCUUUCUGCAUCUGAGAACUCACACAGAGGAGAGGCCCUAUGAGUGUAAUCACUGUGGGAAAGGCUUCCGGCACAGCUCCUCCCUGGCCCAGCAUCAGAGGAAGCAUGUUGGGGAGAAGCCUUAUGAAUGCCGGCAGCGGCUAAUCUUUGAGCAGACGGCAGCUUUAGUGAAGCAAGAAUGGUCGGAAGCCCUUGGCUGCAGCCCACCUCUGAGUCAGGAUGUCCGGGAUGACAGGCCUUUUAAAUGUAGUCAGUGUGGGAAGUGUUUCAUUCAGAGCUCACACCUCAUCCGGCAUCAGAUAACUCACACCAGAGAGGGUCCCAGAGGACGUAACCGACGUGAGCCAACCUGUAGCCGGAGCUCACACCGCAUCCGACAUCAGUACACGCAUUCAGUAGAGAACACAGGGGGUGGAACAAAGGCAAGACAGCCUGCAAGCAGGGCUCUUGCCUUGUUUGACAUCCACGAAAUCAUGCAAGAGAAAAAUCCUGUGCACGUUAUUGGUGUGGAAGAGCCUUCUGUUGGCACUUCUGUCCUAUUUGACAUCAAAGAAUCCACUUAGGAGGGAAACCCUACAGAUGAGUUUUGAACCACAAGUAUAACAAUGUGUAGCACAUCAGAUCCAGCAGGGAAUUAAUGAAUACUCUCCAUAAUCAAGAAAUUCUUACUCCAAACAUGCAAAGAUGGUCCGGCAUUAAGAAACCACUCAGAAACUUUGCAGUAACAGGUUAAAGAAAAAAUCCCAUGAUCAUCUCAUGUCAACAGAAGCCAGAAAAACAUUUAAUGAAAUUCAGUAUCAUUGUUCAAAGAGACUCACAAUAAAUAAGGAGUAGAAGAAAACUAAUUGCGGAUUUCUGAAACUAGCAGGAAAACCGUUCUUCAAAGGAAUGACUACAGAUGUUCUCCUUAAAGUUGGGAACAAUGCAGUGUUCCUCUCGGCACAGCUUUGAUUCAGUACUUCGUGAAACGUGCCAGGGAAGUCCUCCUUCAUCUAUGUCCUGCCUCCGCUGAAGUCCGGGAUGGCCAUGUGGCUUGCUCUGGCCAAUCAUAUCAGCAGAAGGGACCUGUGUCACUUCUGGGUAGAAUAAGAGCCAGUGUGUGAGCUGCCAUGUCCCUGUGUCACUGCCUCAGAGGCCGUGAAAGCACAUGUGGAGGGGAACUGAGUGACUCGUGAACAGAGCCUCCCUGCCUGCCUGGGAUAGACAGGCAGCAUGAGGGAGAAAUAAACUUCUUGUGUCUGAGGUUUCGGGGGUGGGUUACUGCAGUGCAAUGUGACCUGAACUCACCAACACUGAUCCGUUAUUAUCCCAUUUCAUGGAUGAUGAAAUAGAGGCCCAGAGAGAUGAAGUGGCUUGCCACAAUGCUGAGGUAAGUGGCCCAGCCAGGAUUUGAACCUGGGCGUUAUGAUAUCAGAGCCCUGCUUUUGACCAUUCCUCUUUGCUGCCCCACAGGUAUGUUGGGUGCAGAUUCGGGAAUACAGACACUAAAGCUCUGUCUGACUUGCCUGUAUCCUCUGGGGAGAGGGAGACCCAGCAGUAAUAAUCACAGUUUUGGACAACUCUGGAGGCUGGACCUGUGAUCGGCUGGUUCCCUCCACCUCUGCCCACGAAAAUAACAGAUCUUAAGGUGUCUUGUUUUCUCAGUUCUCAGAGUGGACACUGGGAUGGUUAAUGUGGCCUCACUUGGUAAACCUGAAACAAACACGUCCACUAUCAGCGCUCACAUAAUUCCCUUCUCCCGGCAGAUGAAAGGAAUAGGUAACUGAUUUUUGGAAAUUUUCUGUUUCUCAUUUCAGUUUAUGCUUUCUAGGAGUAAUACUUCUUCCACUAUCGUACUGAUUUCCUUGUAGACAUUUUGAAACAGAGCCAGUCAAGAAACUCAAGAAAUUAGUAUAAAUUUGGGAAAAUGCAUGGUUUGAUCUGUUUAUAAAAUUAAUGUUCUUUGUAGAAAAACCUGAAAAAUACACAAAAGUAUGAAAAUUUAUUUAAAAUUUAAUUCCCCAUAUAUCCACCAGAGAUGGUCGUUACUAUUAAGAUUUUGCUAAUUUUCCUUGAAAUUUUUUCUUAAAAUAUACAUGAAUAUGUACACACAAAUAUUCAUAGUGUACAUUAAGUCUUAUACACACACAUAUAUUCAUAUAGUUUUCUUCUGAAAAUUAGAUUUCUAGUGCUCCUGUAACAAGUGCUUCUUACCAUAUCUUGAGAAUUUGCCCCUGACAAUGAAUUUCGUGUAUCUUUUUUAAUGAACUUUCAGGAGGAUUGUAGCAAUAUGCCCUCCACUCAAUAUUUUACCAGCCUUGAGUGUUUAAAAAAAAAAAAAGAGAACAUUAUUUCAGGAUGGAGUAUGAACUGAUACAGCCUCUAUGGGGGCAGUUUGGUAAUCAAUAUCAAAAUUACUAAUGGACAAACCCCUGUCCCAGUGUUCCAGCAAACCCACUGCUGGGAAUGAAUCCUACAGAUGUAUUUAUACACAUUUAAAUCAUGUUCAUAACAUGGUUUUUGUCAUGGUAUUGAUUUUAAAAGUAAAACACUGAAAAAAUAACCUUAACAUCCACCAUGGGGAACUGGGUAAUUUUGAUGCAAUGGAGAACUACAUGGCCUUAAAAGUGGGAACUGUCUUUAUGUACUAAUGUGGGAAAGCACUCAGUGAUUCCUUAAAUAAAAAAAGCAAGGUGCGAAACAGUGUAUAGUAUUUUCCAUUUGUGUAAAGAGUAUAUACACACAUAUAUACAUUUAUAUUUAUUUUCUCACUUUUAUACACACCUAUCACUGGAAAUAUACAAAGUAACCAGGUACAAGUUAGUUGCCCUUGGGGAGGGGAGAGUUGGGGGGACUGGAGAACAGGUGAGAAAUAGUUUUCACAAUACAUCUUUCAUACCUUUGUACUUUUGAAAUGUAAAGUAUUACCAAUAUACAAGUUAAAUUAAAAAAUUGUA